Messenger RNA from Melanotaenia boesemani (Boeseman's rainbowfish), 5587 nucleotides. Its product is annotated as bromodomain-containing protein 4-like. Bases 348 to 4598 code for a protein of 1416 amino acids. NCBI's taxonomy places the organism in Eukaryota, Metazoa, Chordata, Actinopteri, Atheriniformes, Melanotaeniidae. Gene Ontology annotation, cellular component: nucleus; chromatin. Gene Ontology annotation, biological process: chromatin remodeling; positive regulation of transcription elongation by RNA polymerase II. The record is from RefSeq and is a predicted model, not a curated record. The transcript has 22 exons.
GACGUCAUUGACGUGGAACGGGACUGUUUGUUCUGGAUUUGGGGCGAGGAAGGUCUGCGACCGCUGACAACCGACUAAACAAGGUGUGACACUUGGCUUUCGGUGGGUUGUGGUUUCCUUGCCUCAACAGUGUGUCACUGAGUAACAUCCCGUGUACCCUCAGGAAACUACUGCCUCACCAACUGAGAUAUGAUAACCCUAGUGGAUUAGACCACAGCUGGAGAGCACCCAACAUAGAGUCACAUGAGGAGUGUAAUGGCCUGAGGGGGGCCCCCCCGCUUCCACCUGCCCCUGCCAGGUCCAAUCUGCCUAAACUGUCUGCUCAGUCACUGCAACCUACCGCUGCGAUGGGAGACGGACUGGAGGCGGGCAGCAGCCAGAACCCUCCCUCUGCCCCACCGCCCCUCCCCUUCAACCCUUCACCCCCUGAAACAUGGAACCCUUCCAGACCCAAACGACAGACCAACCAGCUACAGUACCUGCUUAAAGUGGUGUUGAAGACAUUAUGGAAACAUCAGUUUGCAUGGCCCUUUCAAGCACCUGUUGAUGCAGUCAAACUCAAUUUACCUGACUACUACAAGAUCAUAAAAUCUCCUAUGGACAUGGGUACGAUAAAAAAACGACUAGAGAACAACUACUACUGGAAUGCCCAGGAGUGUAUCCAAGACUUCAACACAAUGUUCACUAACUGCUACAUCUACAACAAGCCUGGAGAUGAUAUUGUCUUGAUGGCUGAGGCCUUGGAGAAGAUCUUUCUCCAGAAGAUUACAGAGAUGCCGCAGGAAGAGACUGAGAUUGCUGUCAUUACCAAGGGCCGUCGUGGAGGCAGGCGGGAGUCUGGUCUGAUCACAUGUCACAAGUCAGAUUCAGGCCAAGACUCAUCAUCCCCUUCAACCACCCCAAAUACAAGAGGCUUUCCAUCACCAUCAACCACUCCGCAGUCCCGUGGUCCCCCGGUCCAGCCCUUGGUCCAGCCCUUGGUCCAGCCCCUGGUCCAGCCCCUGGUCCAGCCCUUGGUCCAGCCCUUGGUCCAGCCCCUGGUCCAGCCCUUGGUCCAGCCCUUGGUCCAGCCCUUGGUCCAACCCUUGGUCCAACCCUUGGUCCAGCCCCUAGUCCAGCCCCUAGUCCAGCCCCUAGUCCAGCCCCUAGUUCAGCCCUUGGUCCAGCCACUAGCCCAGCCUCAGCCCCCACGUGUGCCCCCCACACCCACCAACCAUGCUCCACAUCUGUUAACCCCAUUCCCUCUUUCAACCCCAGACGUCCUAGGCCAAGGCAUGACAUCAGUUCCUCCUCCAGUUUUGACCCACCCAGGCCUCCAUCCCACCCCUAUGCUGCAGAGCUCCCCUGCUCUCAUCAAGCAAAGGAAGAGCCAGAAGAGGAAAGCGGAUACGACAACACCCACAGCCAAUGACCAGCUCAGUGAAUCACCUCCAGUAUCAGAUGCGACUCGGCUGCGCCGAGAAAACAGUCGUCCAUUAAAACAACCCAAACGAGACCCCUUACAGCCAGACUCGCAGCACCUGGGCGGAGGUGUGGAGACCGGAGGGAUAAGCACGCCAAAGCGUCAGGAGCAGCUACGCUCCUGUGCGCGCCUUGUUAAAGAAAUGCUUUCUAAGAAACACGUGUCAUAUGCCUGGCCUUUUUAUAAACCUGUUGAUGCAAAAGCUCUUGGCCUACAUGACUACCAUGAAAUCAUCAAGCACCCCAUGGAUCUCAGCACUAUCAAGAAAAAGUUGGAUAACAGACAAUACAGAGAAGCCCAAGAAUUUGCUGCAGAUGUCAGGUUGAUGUUCUCAAAUUGUUACAAGUACAAUCCUCCAGACCAUGAUGUGGUUUCCAUGGCGCGCAAAUUACAGGAUGUGUUUGAAAUGCGUUUUGCUAAAAUGCCUGAUGAUCCUGAGGAGCCCACCCCUAUUCCCACACCAUCGUCGGUCCUCCACCCUGCACCCUCCACUCGACAAGUUCCGCCUCCGUCUGCUGUUUCAGAAGGUGACAGCUCUAGUACUUCUGAAUCGGAGUCCUCGGGCGGAGACUCAGAACAAGAGAGGAAACAGCGACUGGCUGAGUUACAGGAACAGCUUAAGGCUGUCCAUGAGCAGUUGGCAGCACUCUCUCAGCCACAAGCCAGCAAGCCCAAGAAGAAAGAGAGGGACAAGAAAGAGAAAAAGAAAGAAAAGCACAAAAAGAAGAUGGGAGUAGAGGAACCUGUAGAGACGCCACCUCUUGGGAUGCUUCAGACUUCCAAGAAAAGCAAGAGCAGCAAGGAUCCUGUGAUGGCAAAGAAGGACAGGAAAAAGCCCAGUAAGAAAGAGGGAAUUAAAAACAGUCGCCCAGCUGCAGCCCCUCAACCAGGCCCAGUCCCUCUUGUCCCUUCAGCUUCUCUUGAAGCAGAGGAUGAUUUGGAUGUAUUUGAAAGCAUGUCAGCUGACCGAUGCAAGCCGAUGUCGUACGAGGAGAAGCGCCAGCUGAGCCUUGACAUAAACAAGUUGCCUGGUGACAAACUGGGUCGAGUCGUGCACAUAAUCCAAACCCGUGAGCCUUCGUUGAAAAACUCAAAUCCCGAUGAGAUCGAGAUUGACUUUGAGACUCUGAAGCCCUCCACCCUGAGAGAGCUAGAGAAAUAUGUCUCCAGCUGCCUCAAAAAGAAGAAAAAAACAACAGUAGAGAAGUCUCUGGAAAUGACAAAUGUGACAAAGAUGAAGACAGGAUCCUCAUCUUCAGGCAGCAGUGACUCCUCUGAUAGUGAAGACUCUGAAAAUGGGCUGGUUCCCAAGCAACAGAAGAAGAUGCCAACCAACAAAGACACAAAAAGACCUCAGCACCAGCCCCUCAGUAGUGCAGUGGGCCCAGUCACUUCUGCGUCUCAGAGUCAGCCUCAGCUGGUCCAAUCGAAGCCACCAUUCGUACACCCUCCCCCUGUCCCUGUCUCAGUCCCAUCUCUGGACUCCUCCCAGCUAAUGACCUCAGGAUUUGAUCCCCUGGCUCACUUCAUGAACCCUCAUUUAACACAGUCGAACACAGAGCCCAGUGCAACCAUUACCACUGCCGGUACACGUGUUGCAACAGGGAUUCUCAAUGCAAACACACCCACCAGUCAAACACCCACUGAGACGCAUCCUUUUCUAAACCAACAUCCAAUUCUACCUUCCCCAGCGAUCCAUAAUGCUCUUCCCCAGCAACCAUCGAGACCUAGCAACCGUGCUGCACCACUUCCGCCCAAACCCUCACAACCUCCCUCAUCCUCGCUUCCCUCCUUACCUCCAUCUUCCUCACCGCAGCUUCAACCCACCCUUUCCCUUAACCUCCCCCAAUCCGUCCCGCGCCCACGGGUCCCUUCACCGCCAUCACAUGGCAUCCUUGGUACCCUCUCAGCACAGCCUCCCCAAGCUCUGCUGGAGGACGAUGAAGAGCCAACACCCACCAAUUCUGAAACCCUGCCUCUCAGUCAGGUCCACACCCUUCUACAGUCGCUUCAGGCAAGACCCACCACGCAGACGCAGCAGCUGCACACACACUCACCCCAGCUGAUGCCCCAGCUGGUGCACACACAGGUUAUGACGACAACCACUCCUGCCCUCACGCAGAGACCAGGCUCAGGGCACCUGCCACAGUCAUUUCCGCCUAUGCACACUUCAGUGUCGCAGCAGCAGAAGGGGGCAGUCCUGCAGCAGAAGGUGCAGCAGCUACACCAACAUCAACAACAACUUUCACCACGAAACAAAGCAGAGCCUUUUUCAACCGGCUGCCUGCGUGAAAGCCCCUCUCCUCUGAUGCAUUCUCCUCAGAUUCCUCAGUUCCAUACAAUGGGACAGCAGUCACCCUCCCAGACCAAGAAGCAUGAGCAGAGAUCCAAUCUUGUGGAAAUUAAAGAGGAGAAGCCUUCACACUCACCGGUUCUGCCCCCAUCACCAUUCAACCCUGCAAUCCGUCAAGACACACACAAACCAGACAGCAAACACAGGUUAGAUAUAAAGCCAUUGGAUGGUUCUCGCCCCAUUCCCCACUUCCCAGACUCCCCAGCCCCACCUGGCUCCCAACAGGACAUCAAAAUCAAACAAGAACCCAAAACUCCUAUUGCACCCAAGAAGAUACAGGAUGUAAAGUUAAAGAAUAUGGGUUCUUGGGCCAGCCUGGCUCAGAGGUCCCAAUCCACAACGGCUACCGCGGUGCGCUCCUCCAGCGACAGCUUCGAACAGUUCAGACGGGCGGCCAGGGAGAAGGAGGAGAGGGAGAGACAGCUGAAAGCACAAGCAGAGCAAGCCAGGAGAGAGCAAGAAAAGCUGCGCCGUGACGAUGAAGACACGAUGGAGCAGGCUCGCCGAGCACAAGAAGAUGCCCGCCGUCGUCAGGAGCAGCAGUCGCCACUUGCUCCAACACCUCCAGCCUCAACUCCACCCACUCACUCCCCACAGGCCCCACCUCCACAACAGCAAGCUCCACCUCCACCAUCCUCAGCUGCGCAGAACGCUCUCGACCAUCAGAGGGAGGUGGCUCGCCGCCGUGAGCAGGAGAGGCGUAGGAGAGAAGCGAUGGCGGACACCAUUGAUAUAAAUUUCCAGAGUGACCUGAUGGCAAUUUUUGAAGAGAAUCUGUUCUGAGAGGAAAUGAGAGAAGAUGGCGUGAGAGAAGGACCUAUAUUCACAACUGAGCAGAUUUACAAAAUGCAUAUAAAUAACAGUGCUAUAAAACACACGGUUGCUGCCACACAAAUACCCACACCAUUACACUGACUUGAUAGUUACUGUCCUUUUCUCUCAGUAGUUGAAACAGCUGGCUUGUGUCACAUGAAUGGGAGGGGAUUCAAAUGGGCAGCAGUCUUUUCCUAGUUCAGUGUUUAUGGUUGUUUGUUUUUGAUCUCCUGGAACACUGGGACAAGCAAACACAGGCAGCUCCUCAAGGAAUCAUGGAAAAAAAAAGAGGAGAUAAAAGUUAAAUGAAAAAUAACGAUGAAGAGGAUGAUUUAAUUUAAUAAACUGAUCAAAAAUCACGAAAACAUUUUUUUUCUCUCUUACAUGUUACAGGACAGACAGGACAGGGGUGUAAAAUUACUGGGUAAACAAAAAAACCAUCAAAGUGCCCCCCCUUCUCUCUCUCUCUCUCUCUCUCUCUCUCUCUCUCUCUCUCUCUCUCUCUCUCUCCAAUUUCAUCUCUUUUUUGUUUUAAGUCAGGCUGUAAGAGGGGAGUGGGGUUGGGGUGGAGUGGUCAAGUGUGUCAGGUUCAGUCAUUAUCUGAGUUUUCUCAGGACACAGUGGGAGCCAAACACCCUGGCUGUAUACACUCUUCUAAGACCACUUUCCUUUCUUCACCACCUUCUACUUCUCUGCAGUCCCAAAUGGAGGAGGUGGACACCUCAGCCACAUUUAAUGUUCAAAGAACCGUCUGGAAGGAAUGAUCACGUCUAAAUGUUUCAGUGUGUCCCUUGCCUUAGCGCUCUGGCCUGUAAAAUAAUGAUCAUACCCUACAAAUUAUACAUAUUAUAUAUAAAUAGAUACAUGGAUAUAUAUUAUAUACGACAAAGUCAACAAAAAAAAAGAAUGAGAGGGAUUUUGGUGUGGUGAGCAAAGCUCGUCUCUGUGUUCAUCUCUCA